This is a messenger RNA of Nerophis lumbriciformis (worm pipefish), 858 nucleotides long. The record is from RefSeq and is a predicted model, not a curated record. Lineage: Eukaryota; Metazoa; Chordata; Actinopteri; Syngnathiformes; Syngnathidae.
AUGACGGCUUUAGGGCAGCAAAUUUUAAGCAACAAUCCUAAAACCAAAGUCGUCUAUAGCACCGCCGAAAAUUUCACAAACGAGUUCAUCAAUGCCGUGAGAUCAGGUUCUCUCGACCCAUUUCGGAAAAAAUACCGUAGCGUAGAUCUCAUGCUGCUCGACGACGUCCAGUUCCUCAAAGGCAAAGAAAAAUCCCAAGAGGAAUUCUUCCAUACUUUCAACGCCCUCAUGAAUACGAACACUCAGGUCGUAUUGACCUGUGAUCGACCUUCUCAGGAAAUCCAAACCUUUGAGCCUCGCUUGCUCAGUCGCUUCGAAAGCGGGCUCACCGUGGAGGUUCAGGCCCCAGGUUUCGAGACACGAGUAGCCAUCUUACGCCGUAAGAUGGAUGAGUGGGGUGUCGAGCUUGAUGAUGCCGUGGUCUUUCAUAUAGCGAAUCUAGUUCGUAGCAAUGUCCGUCGCCUUGAAGGCGCAUUGACGCGUAUCGCAAGCUAUUCCUUCCUUGCCACUCAAACAGUGACUUUAGAGAACUCAGAACUUCUCAACGAUCUCGUCAUUGAUGAAGAGUCGAAAGUGAUCAAUGUCGAUACCAUCCAGAGGAAAGUGGCCGAUUUUUAUGAUAUUCGACUCGCUGACAUGCAGAGUCCCAAAAGACCCGCUCGCAUCGCCUUUCCAAGGCAAGUGGCGAUGUAUCACCGUGAAUUGACUAAUAUGUCGUUGGUAGAAAUUGGGGAAGCGUUUGGAGGCCGCGAUCAUGGAACCGUGAUUCACGCCUGUAAAAAACUAAAAGCCGAGAUCGCAGAAAAACGUGAGGUCUCAGCGGCUGUGGCCAAGCUGAUCUCCAUGCUAAAACACUGA